AUGGAUGCUCCAGGUGCACCAGGGGUGCCUCGCCAGAUCACUCCUUUAUGCUUGUGAAGCUGUACCUCCACCCUCUCUCCUCUCCCCUCCUCUCUCCUGGAUAUCUUUGAGGAGACUCCUGAUAAAGAGCCAAUGCCUGGGGCUCAGUGGGAUGUCUAAUGGGAUGUGUCUGCCUGCACAGGUUCAACCAAACUAUGACGAGCUCCCUUCUGCAUUACUGGGUCUCGUGGCAUCGCUCAGCCUCUCUAGAACACAGAUGUGUUAGAGAAAGGAAAUGCAUUUAUUACAGUUAGGCUACUACACCUUAUUAUUAAAUGAACUGGAAUCAAGAUGUUGAUUGGCAAUGUUGCAUGGUUUGCAAGCUUCAAACGUUUCCUUAUUCACAUUUAUCUCUUAAUUGUGUAAAAACCUUAUCAUACUAUGCCUGUACACAAGAAAUAAGCUAACCUAGACAUGUAUAUCAGUUUGGAUCAUUACUAGUACCACAUUGGAUGUGUCACUGUUGGGUUACCAUAUAACCAACCAAUCAGCAGGUAGUAUUAUACAGUUCUUACUAAUGUGCCAGUAUAGGAGUUCAUUAGCAGUCUUAUAGUUUUAGUGUUUAAUAAAAACAUGACCGACAGAUCUCCCUCUUCAAGGAGAUUAGUAUCUCUCCAGCCUGCUCUGCUUUGUUUUAACACGUCUCAGGAAUGUUUAUUGUCACUUAUAAAUGGUAGGACACACAGGAGGCUGCUUUUAAUAUGAAUUCCUCUGUGUGUGUGUGUGUGUGUGUGUGUGUGUGUGUGUGUGUGUGUGUGUGUGUGUGUGUGUGUGUGUGUGUGUGUGUGUGUGUGUGUGUGUGUGCCUGCCUGCAUGUACCUCCAGUAGUGACUAACGUCCAAACACUGAGGAGAUCAGGAUCAAUGCUUAGGGGUCAAGGAUUAUAUGGGUUGUUCCAAAAAACGUGUGAGUUCAUCUUAAAUCAGCCAUGAACCCCCUUCUGACAGGGUGAAUGGAAGCGUGUUGUGUGCAACAGGAAGUGGCAAUUGAAUGCAAGCUUCAUAAAAAAAGAAUGCAAUUGUUACAACAUUUCUAGCCUGUCUAUUUAUGGGUAACAGGGUUGACAUGUUAUGUUUACGGAAGGACAUGUCAAAAUGCUGAAUUUCGGCACAUUUGCAAGUCUUUAUUCAUAUAAAAAAUCUGAUUUAUUGAAUUCUCCAUGGGGUCUAUAGUAAAAGGCACUUCAUUUAAUAUAACAGGCUUUUAAAAUGCAAUAUUGGUGCACAAUAUCUACUUAAAAUAUCAAAGGGAUGCAAAAAGCACUCUUUUCAUGGGAUGACCCUUAUGCAAAUCAGUACAGCAUUCCUUACUGCUAUCUCUAUUUGGUUUCCAGGUCUCAGACCAAUGGAGGUUAAAAAAUACUAACUAUCUUGGCAAGACAACUGACAGGGUAUUCAUUAUGGAUUCCCCUACAUAUUGACUUAUAGAUAAGUUAAACCUAGAGCCAAGAUUUGCCCUGUUCGAAAAGAUUGGACCAACAUGUUCUUGUGCUCGACUGUUAAGCUAAGAUUGGAUCUGUUUUAUCUCUGUGUUUCAACACAUUUCCGCAUAGCACAACUCAGUGGCCUUGUGGUUAGACUGUCUGCCUUGAGAUUGGAAGGUCGUGAGUUCAAUCCCUGGACGAGUCAUACCAAAGACUGUAAAAAUGGGACCUGAUGCAUCUCGCUUGGCACUCAGCAUUAAGGAGAUAGAUUGGGGGUAAGGCUCUGUGAUAGACUAGUGUCCUGUCCUGGGGGUGUACCUCUACAUCAAGCUGCCUCACGCUACAGAAACAAGAGGUAGGCUCCUGCCCUAUGAGCAGUUCCGGCUUGUGCAAGGCUACUUACUUACAUGUUUCCAUAGGCUAAGGCUCAGUCCUACAUGGAAAAUGGAAGUUACAUCAUGUUGAAUCAUUAUUGUCUUUGUCCACCCAUAUUACAAUGGGCAUAGGCAUAUGCCACACAGUUGGAAUUCAAUCCAUCCAUCAAAAAUGUCAACAAUUUUAAUGGAAUUGAUCCCAACCAUGAUACACUAUGCUUGGAGAACUCUGUUCCCAUUGAGUGCUGUACUGUAGCUCUGUCUGUCUGUGUGAUGGCUGUAGUGUGGGUUAGACCUAUAAUUACCCUUUAUGUUCAGAGAGAGCCGCCGUAAGACCUGAUCCUGUUUCCAUUGACCUGACGCCACCCUAAGAACCGGACAAACACACACACACACACACACACACACACACACACACACACACACACACACACACACACACACACACACACACACACACACACACACACACACACACACACACAGUCACCUACCCAGCAAUCUGCCUGUCAUGCAAAGGUCCAGCAGACCCGCCUCUCUCUUUGGUCCCAAAGUAAUUGAAGGGGUGGUGUGUGUCUGUGGCUCUGCUUGCUUUCACCAGUGGUACUUUGACCACAAACAUCAUGAGCCGAAUAAUAACACUGACCCUGAACCAGUUGGAGAGAACUGAAAGUACAGUACAGUAAUAGGGCUUGGAGUACUGUCUGGGCUUGGAGUACUGGGUCAGUUUGACUGGACAGAGUGUGUUCUGUGUGACUGGACUGGCCAGAAGGCUUAAGCGGGUCAAAGUUGAAUGGAAUGGAUGACCAUUGCGGUCAUGAUUUGUUGGUAGAGUAGAUGGCUGGUUUCCUAUAAUCUUAGUGGGCCUUGAAAUGGAGAGAGAUAAACAAGGAAAACACUAAAUAUAUACAAAUUACUUUCCUGUACAAUUAUACCGUAGUCAGUCAUUGGUUUGACAAGAUGUUUUUCACAAAUGGUUACCAUAUAUUGUGAAUAUGUAUUUACUGUUUCUGCCCUGUGAUAGGAAGUUAUUUUGACCUAUUUUAUUUGCACAUACACUUGGUACAGCCUUGGUGGUCCUCCAUUUUACAGAUUGAUACAUUUCCCAAUGUUCUCGGCUUUGCCCUGACCUCUCCUCUUUAACCUUUGACCCCCAGCUGCACUUUAAGGUAACUAGGCCAUUCUCCCCCUGCUGACCUGUUCCAAACUAAAGCAACUCUAGGUGCUUGGCCUUCUAGCCUAUAGCCUCCCACCUCAGACCUUUCUCUCUCCUUUGCCCUCUCACCCUGUCACCCCCACACACACCUCACAUCCCGUUACUUGCAUGAAAGGUUAGGUUGGCCUCUUUCUAUCCUUGACAUCUUAGGGAAGGGAUCACUGCCGCUACCUCGCUUUCGAACCAAGGUGCAUGAAUUGAGGAGCAAACUGAAGGAGAGGGGAGAGUCAGCAACGCUUGGAGGACAAAGGAAUACAAUAAAAAAAGCUUAUUUAUUGCUAAAAGUAGAACCUCAACCUCUCACCUCUGCCCCCAUCCUUUACCACCCACCAAUACCCAUGCACCCCUCUACAGUAGUUCUGACCUAUAAGCCCUGACCUUUUCCCUCCCCCUAGGAUCCCGGACAGAGGCACCAUGAGGUCGGCCUGUCUCUCUCUGCUCCUGGUCACAGCGUGCUGGUCACUGCCCUUCCGCCAGUCGGGCUUCCUGGACUUCAUGAUGGAGGAUGAGGCGGGCUCUGGCCUGCCCGAGUUGCCCAUCGAGCCCAAGAUGGACGUCCCCACCAUGCCCGAAGGACCCAAGUGCCCCUUCCGCUGCCAGUGCCACCUCCGCGUGGUGCAGUGCUCCGACUUAGGUAAGACACUCUCCUAAUAAAUUAUAUUUAAUAUCAUGACCGUAUGUAGUGCAUUUCUAAUUCUGUGAUUCGAUGUGUUUUCAUGAGCUGAGGUCAAUUUGUCAGUGUAAUAUGGACAACCUGUUGCAUCAGCUCUUCUCUCCCUCUCUCGCCUAACUGAGGCAGUCCCUUAGUUUACAAGCUACAUCUUCUUCGUUCCCCAAGAGGUGUUCCCUCCAUCCUCAGAGGGAUGUUCAAAGAGUGUCUGGCGUUUGAUCUAUCAGCUCGUUAAUUGGCCUAAAAGAACAUCGCCCCAGCCCGACCACUUUAAACGCUCUCAGAUGCUGCAAACUUCCAUGUCUUCCGCGACGAUUACAUAGUUUUGCAGUGACUUUGGCCUUUUUCUCAUUUUCCUAAUUGUUUUUGCAGAUUCAGGGAUAUAAAAGGUUGGCGGGGCUUGGGAAAGUCUCGAACUAACCCCGGUUUAACAAGCCCAAUGUUCUAAAGCUUGUUUUUUUCUCCGUCAGAUCGCUCCAUUCUCCAUCCUCUUCGGAGGCAAAUGAACUCUGCCACGAAUUAGCCUAGUGCUCUGUUUUCUUCACAAUUAAAAUGAUUUACUUGAUCCUCUUAAUUGUUUGCGAGAUUAUCCUGUUUGUUUGCUUCAUCCACCCUUUAGCUUUGGCCUGACUCAUCUCUAGGCCUACUGCUCUGCCAAGGGAAGUCACUGACCCAGUUGAUUGGCUGUAUCUUAUAUAGCUUGUAUAAUUUUGCAAUUCUUCACCUACGAGUUUGGUUCGUUUUUUGGCUUUACUCUUGUUUUAAAAGGGAGGAGCAGGGGAGGAAUACUGGAGACAGACGAAGACAGAGUGAGAGAUACAGAUGGACUGGGAUGUAUACGCAGAGAGGAGAGAGAAAGAAAGAAACAGACAGACAAAAUUGUACAGAGCGAGACAGAGACAUGUGAAAGAGAAGGAGGGAGAGGGACAGAGAAAGAGAGAGGAGAGAUCAAGAAAACAGUGAGUUCCAGUGGAGGAAGAGAAAGAUAGACUGACCUACACAGCCAGACAGACAGACAGACCAACUCCGACAGACAGAUGGAGAGACUGAUGAUCAGGAAAGGGCUGGUUCCAUUACCUCACCGGGGCCUGUUAGCGCUGAACGUCUCCCAGGAGAGAGAGCCCCAGAGCUGGAUCCUCAUCUCCGGCACCGGCCCCUCUGGCCUGGAGCCUGCAUCUGUUCCCCAGACCUGCUGGCACACACACAGGCCUGGGAUGGGAGGGGAGGGGAGGGGAGGGGAGGGGAUUGGUCUGCUCUCCAUCCAAAGUCACCCCCUUUCACAGUUAGAAACCUGGAAGAAAAAGGAAAAGUUAGCACAAGGCCUUAUUUCUGCAGGCUUCCAGCUGGCGCUGCGUGCUACAGUUAUCACAUGUGUAAGAGCAGAGAUGAAGCAGGAAGUACUGCUAGUAGUCUAGACAUUCACCAGACGUAGUUACAGUACAUUUAUUUUAAAAAUACGUUUGGCAAUUACUCUACAGGCAUUGUGGUGUACUAUCAAAACAGCUUCCUUUCUUGCUGAGUUUGGAAAUGAGGUUUUAUGAACAUGGGGCAGGUUUCAUUAAGGUUUAGAUUAAAAACACGUUGAUGUUACAGUCGUCAAAGACCUUCAUCUGACAGGGAUAUAAUGUUCCCAGUUACCUUGAACUAGCCCGUCUAGGUCAGUUUGAUUUGAUGGGUCCCUAUGUGUCAACAGGUGUUGUGGAUGACAAAAGCACUCCUUUUCCCAAUGCCCUGAUUGAACUGGGUCAUUACUAGUAUUGCUGACAGGCGUAGCUACAUUGUGUCUGCUGUGAAUGGACAACGUACUGGAAAACUCACGCUCAACUCAGGGACAAUCAGACCCAUAAUGACUGAACAGACGUUCCCCUCACAAGGGGCGAAGGUUACAGUAGACCCCCCAAAAAAAGGAUUGCAGUGCUGGAAAUUGCAUAAACGUUGCCAUUAAUGCUUGGAUGUGCUGAACGCAUGAGGGCGAUCAUACCCUUGAUAUCACAUUCAUUCGGCUUUUAUUGAAAUUAUGACUACAAUAAAGGGACUAUGUUUGCAUUCAGCUCCUAUUUUUCUAGUCUUCCACUUGCCAAGAGGUCAUCUUACCAUGCCAGUAUCUCAACAAGAACAGAGCGUACUAUCUCAGCUUCUGGUUCCUCUCACUUACUUAUGAAUCAGCCAAGCCGACUUUCUUAAAUGAAAACAUAAUCUGCAGAGCACUGGGACGAUCUGACCAGCCAUUUUAUCUAUGAUGUUGCUAUGGAAAUGCUCCCAAGUUUGAACAAAGUAAUUCACUUAUUUAUUUAUUUUUAGAGAUGUUUUUACUUUUAAUGGAAGAUUCAGCCCUUUUAUAUUGAACAUUCAGCCCUUUGUUAUCAAAGGUUGGGACCAGUGAGUGUGAUCAGAGGCCUUUAUAAAUACAUCCAUUACACACAGGUGGCUCAUAGCAGAAGUCUGUGGUCUGCUAUUCAGUCUUUCUCUUCCAAUCCUUCCAUAGGCCAAAAACUCUGAGACUAAACAACAUCUCAACCAGACUUUCCUGCCACCUGACUCUCAGUAACUGACCUCUCACCCCUGCCCCCAUCUCCUACACACAGACACGCUCUCUCCAAACUGUUUACCGUACCAACCACGUCAGCUCUGACUCUGACAGAACGCCAUGUGUUCACCUCACGCUGCUAGAGGAAAAGAAAGAGAGAGCGAAAGAGAAGAAUAACAAGGAUGGAUUGGGGUAGAGAGAGGAUGGGGGAGAAAGGAGAGAGAGAUAGAGAAGAGAGAUGAUGCAAGAUGGGUCGAGCCGCUCGGGGAGAGGGAGAGUAUGGCGAGGCUGAGGCUGCGCGAGCUGGAGCUUCUCCUCCUCGGAAGAGCUGGCCCGCCGAGAGAGGGAUGGAGAUGGAAAGGAGAGGAGAGAGAGAGAGAGGAUGGAGAUGGAAGAGAGGAGAGUAGAGAGAGAGGAGAGAGGAGAGGAGGAGAUGGAGAGGAAGAGAGGAGAGAGAGGAGAGGGAGAUGGAGAGAGAGGGGAGAGAGAGGAGAUGGAGAUGGAAAGAGAGGAGAGAGAGAGGAGAUGGAGAUGGAAAGAGAGGAGAGAGAGAGGAGAUGGAGAUGGAAGAGAGGAGAGAGAGAGAGGAGAUGGAGAUGGAAAGAGAGGAGAGAGAGAGGAGAUGGAGAUGGAAAGAGAGGGAGAGAGAGAGAGAGGAGAUGGAGAUGGAAAGAGAGGAGAGAGAGAGAGGAGAUGGAGAUGGAAGAAAGAGAGAGAGAGAGAGGGGAUGGAGAUGGAAAGAGAGGAGAGAGAGAAAUGGGAUGGAGAUGGAAAGAGAGGAGAGAGAGAGAGGAGAUGAAGAUGGAAAGAGAGGAGAGGGAGAGAAGAGAUGGAGAUGGAAGAGAGGAGAGAGAGAGAUGGAGAUGGAAAGAGGAGGAGAUGAGAGAAGAGGAAGAGAUGGAGAUGGAAGAAAGAGAGGAGAGAGAGAGAGAUGGAGAUGGAAGGAGGAGGAGAGGAGGAUGGGAUGAGAAGAGAGGAGAGAGGAAGAUGGCAAUGGAAAGAGAGGAGAGAGAGAGAGAGGAGAUGGAGAUGGAAAAGAGGAGAGAGAGAGGAGAUGGAGAUGAAAAAAAAAAAAGAGAGGAGAGAGGGAGAGGAGAUGGAGAUGGAAAGAGAGGAGAGAGGAGAUGGAGAUGGAAAGAGAGGAGAGAGAGAGGAGAUGGAGAGAAGAGAGGAGGAGAGGAAGAUGGAGAUGGAAAGAGAGGAGAGAGAGAGAGGAGAUAGAGAUGGAAAGAGAGGAGAGAGAGGAUGGAGACUGGAAAGAGAGGAGAAGGAGGGAGAGGAGAGGAAAGAUGAGAGAGGAGAGAUGGAGAUGGAAAGAGAGGAGAGAGAGAGAGGAGAUGGAGAUGGAAAAUGGGGAGCAAGUAGAUGAGAAAGAGACGUGAAGGAAGGGUGAAGGGAUAGAGUGUGAGAGAAGGAGAUGAGGAGUGAGAGAAUGUAAGAUAUUAAGUGGGAGUUGGAGAUGGAGAGAGGGAGCACAAGAGGGAUAUGCAGCACAGUGGGAGCCUACCACAGACAGCUGUGUGGAGGAUUGUGGGGCUUGGGUAGGGGUUGGAGAAACUGAUAGAAAAGCCAACUGAGCUGAAGAGAAUGUUUGUGUAAGUGGGUUGUGCUCAAAGCUUUUAAGCCAAAGUGUGUCUGCAUAUGUGGAGUUUAUAAAACACAGCAUUUAAGCCUUGAAUGACUAAACAGUUUAUUCUAGAGACAACCACCGCCCUCUAGAAUGGAAACCAGCCAUGUGAACCUUGACCCUAAGCCAUUGUGUUGUUUAGAUGACUUGUGGUAGCUCUCUGUGUUCGCCCUCUAUUUAAAACAAUACCCAUGGAAUAGAACAGAACAGAACAGAAUAGAGUAGAAUAUAAAAGAAUAGAAUAGAAUGGAAUGGAAUAGUAUAGAAGACAACAGAAUAGAUUAGAACACAAUAGAGUGGAAUAGAACACAAUAGAAUAGAAUGGAAUAGAACACAAUAUAAUAGAAUGGAAUAGAACACAAUAUCAUAGAAUAGAAUAGAAUAGAAUAGAAUAGAAUAGAAUAGAACACAACAAAAUAGAAUGGAAUAGAAUAGAACAGAACAGAACAGAACAGAAUAGAAUAUAAAAGUUAGAAUAGAACAUAACAUAUUACACAACAAUACAUAAUGUACCCAAUACAUAUACAUAGUGUAUACCUCACCCCAGCUCAUAAUUCCCUUACACUUCUCCCUCAGAACAUAUGGUUCUGGUUUACCAGUCAUAUAGACAGGUGCCAUUUACUGUCUCAGUGCCAAAUAAUGCAAUGUACUCUCCAACCCAAACUGCAUGCAAUGAGGUCAGUGUCCAGGUAUGUGGACACUGGAAAUUGGUGGAAAUUAUUUUCAAGGCCCAUUUCCACACUGUGUGCCAUAGAUUGUUUCAAUGCUAACUCAUGGCGCAUCUGGUACAACUCAAGUCUGGACUGUUACCAUGAAACACAUCAUAUUUUGGUUCCUUAGGGUUAUUUGUUAUAAUGGUUGGUCUACGAUGGCCUAGAGUUCAGAGGUCAGAGACAGAAUGCUGUUGUUGUGCUCACUUUCUGUGGUCAGUUUCAGGGUAGAAGUCAAUUUAUUUGAUGCAAAACACAUCAUCAUGAUGAUGUGGCAAGUGACACUUUGCUUCUUGAAAGACAAAUAUCUUGAAAACUUGACUGCUGACAUGCAAAACAUUUUGGGACUAUAUCAUCCGUAGACUAAUGAAAAAAACACCAAAAGAUAGUUUUUUAGUGGAUUUUUCUUUAUUGUAAUUCCUAAACUGAGGUUAGAUGGCAUUGACCCCAGCCCUGGUCUGAUGGUCAGUAGACAUGCAGACAGCUGGAGAGCAGGCGGUCGUAGUGUGACCAUUCCCCAUGGGGCCUCAAUGUGGAUAAUGCUGUGUAUAACUACAACCAGUUAGCAAGUCUGAAAUUUCAGAGUUUCCUAGUUCCGACUAGCAUGUGAACGCGGCAUAAACUCUCGACCAGAGCUAGGGCCAUCGCGCUCCACUGCGAACUCCAUUUCCCAUCAGCCAGCAGCCACAGCUGCAGCACAGCUCAGGAAGUUUCUUGUCACCUGGACAAACAUACCAUACACACGCCCAAGUGUGCACACCAUCUCUCACACACACACACACUCCUCAUCAUGCGUCAUCAUACACACACAUGCUCAUGGCAGGGUUGGGCCAAACCUCAUUUCAUUCAACAUCAUUAACUCUGAAAUUAAAUGUAAAGUAAAAUUGAAUUUAAAAAAUUGAAUAAUUAAUUAAUUUAAAUCACAUAGAGCUAUAAAACUAGCUUCAACGGGCUGGCCUAGAAGUAUCUCUCCUCUCCUUUCCUGUUUUGUCUCUGUCUGUGAGUAUCUCUCCUCUCCUUCCUCUUCCUCUGCAGGGCUGAAGAGUAUCCCAGAUGAGAUCCCUGCAGACAGCACCCUGCUGGACCUGCAGAACAACAAGAUCACUGAGAUCAAGGAGAACGACUUCAAGACUCUGAAGGGACUCCACGUAAGAGUUUAACACUCAAUAUGUCCCAUCCACUAAACACUCAAUAUGUCCACUAAACACUCAAUAUGUCCCCUAAACACUCAAUAUGUCCCCUCCACUAAACACUCAAUAUGUCCCCUCCACUAAACACUAAAUGUAUCCACUAAAUACUCAAUAUGUCCACUAAACACUCAAUGUCCACUAAAUACUCAAUAUAUCCACUUUGUUGCAGCUUUUCACCAAAUAAUGAUUGGCCCCUUACUUUCAAAGCUCACGAUUGCAUUUUCCAAAAAACAUUGAUUCACAACUCGCCAUUUUGUAUCAAUCAUGCAUAAUUUUUCUAAGGAGUGCAAUGUUAACAUCCCUUCAAAGUAUACUCCAGAUUGAGUGUAAAAACCUGCAUUUCUUGGGUAGGAGAGAGCUAAAGAGAAAACACUAAAGCUGAUCUUGAAGCCGUGUUUUGUUGGACCACAUCCUAACAGGCUUAUUAUACACGCAAAAGUAUUGGCUGGAGUAAAGCAGUGGAAAUCAGAUUUAUCUCUGGACUUUCUUGAGAUGAGAGGGAGCUUAGGUGUGUGUGUGUGUGUGUGUGUGUGUGUGUGUGUGUGUCCCACGUGUAUACUUUUCUUGGAGAGCUGAUUUCUUGAUCAUAUUCCAAAACACUAACAUGUUUAACUAACUUGUUUAACUCUGAUCAAAGAUCCUAAAAAUAGUCUACCAAAGGGAAAAGCACUGUAAUCCACCUUCACUCAUUUGUUUUUAACCACAGGAAUCCAGGUACCAGUACUCCCCAAGUGCAAUGGAAACUAUUCUCCUCUGGGCCAUCGCCUGACCUCUCUACACGUGUAUAGCCUGUGUAAAUAGCCUACCUCUGUCAAACGGCCAACACUGUUUCCACCCCCGUAUAUUAGUUGGUCUCUCCAGGGGACAUUUGCUGCAUUCUCUGCAUUCUCCAUUCUUCCACCCCCAUCUGCAGCCGUGAGAAUAGAAUGGUCCACUAGAGAGACAGCAAUUUCUCUUGCGAAAUUUCUACGAAAUUGCCUCCAAUCACAACAACCCUGGCGCCUGUGCUCUUUAAGACGAGGUCCAAGGGUGUGUUGUGAUUACUGUAUAGACGUUAAAAAACAAUCUCACGGGCCUCCCGAGUGGCGCAGCGGUCUAAGGCACUACAUCACCGUGCUAGAGGUGUCACUACAGACCUGGGUUCGAUCCCAGGCUGUGUCACAACCGCCAGUGAUUGGGAGUCCCAUUGGGCGGCGCACAAUUGGCAGAGUGUCGUCAGGGUUAGGGGAGGGUUUGGCCAGGGAGCUUUACUUGGCUCAUCACGCUCUAGCGACUCCUUGUGGUGGGCAGGCUGACCUCGGUCGUCAGUUGAAUGGUGUUUCCUCCAACAUAUUGGUGCGGCUGGCUUCCGGGUUAAGCGCGCGGUUAAGCAGGUCAUGUUUUGGAGGACGCGUGACUCGACCUUUGCCUCCCGUGCCCGUUGGGGAGUUGCAGCGAUGAGACAAGAUGGAAAUUGGGGAGAAAAAGGGCAUAAUAAAAAUUAAUAAAUAAACUCACAUUUCAGUUACCUUGGAUAUGUUCAAUUGAGUCAGUAUAAACUUGGGAAAUGUCAUCAAACAUAAUCUAGAACAUCUUAUUUUGUUGAUGUCAAGCAUUUAAAAUGCUCUCAACUAGUACAAAAUAGUCAAAAAUAGUCCAGUCUGGUUGUGAAGCAAUUUGUGCAACCUCACUAUGAUAUAAUGAAAUGUCUGCCUUCAAUUACUUAAUUUUACACACAUAAACAAUGAUCACAUACACCCACGGGAAGUUGUAGCCACAUUAAAUUAUCAUCAGCAAAACAUUCACAUUAGCACUAUCUUAGAUAUAACAGGGAUUGUUCUCUCUCCAAUCUCCCCAGACCCUGAUCCUGGUGAACAACCAGAUCACCACAAUCCAUCCCAAGGCCUUCAUUCCCCUGGGCAAGCUGCAGCGCCUCUACCUCUCCAAGAACCACCUCAAGGAACUGCCCGCCAACAUGCCCAAGAGCCUGCAGGAGCUUCGCAUCCAUGAGAACAAGAUCACUAAGAUCAAGAAGGCCUCCUUCGAGGGCAUGGCCCAGGUCAUCGUCAUGGGUAUGGACCAGACCUGGGUUCAAAUACAAUUUGAAAUCUUUCAGAUACUUUGAGCGCUUGCUUUAGCCUGCCUGGAUUGCCUUAAUGACCAGUCUGUUUUCUUCUGUUGGGUGCAUAAUGAACUCAACCCAUACCCUGUUCGAUACUCAAAUUACAUACGAUAGAACUGGUCUACUCCUUAACACACACAUACACACCGUUACUUGAACAUGUUUCCUUAAUUGAAUGUUUAGUAGCAAUAGGACAGGAGCAAGUUUACAAGUUCACAGCUAACUAGUACACUAAAUCAGUACAGAGUUGGAGUCAGAGACAGAUGAUGUAAAGUUUGCGUAACCAUGAAUUACAACUUGUCAGUGUUUAGAGUGUGCCAGCAAUCGCCUACAGAGAGGAAGGGUUGGUUCAUUGCUUACAGAGUGGAGAGUGGACUUUUGAGGGUGCCAGCAGCAGAGAGGGUGAGAGAGUGUGUGUGUGUGUGUGUGUGUGUGUGUGUGUGUGUGUGUGUGUGUGUGUGUGUGUGUGUGUGUGUGUGUGUGUGUGUGUGUGUGUGUGUGUGUGUGUGUGUGUGUGUGUGUGUGUGUGUGUGUGUGUGUGUGUGUGUGUGUGUACGCGUGCAUUUAUACUAUCUCUAUUUUUUUUAUUUUUUUUGCUGGAGUUCCCCUCCAGUAAUUUUUCGCCUAUCCAUCUCUCUGCUUCCCUUGGCCCUCAGCUCGAUAAACUUCUCCCUCUCCGGACCCCCAGUUCCAUAGAAUGUAAAGUAUCUCAUUACAGCGUAGCUAAAGGACUGGAGCCGUAUGCCCUAAAACACACUGAUCCUCAGAUUAUAUCCCCAAUGUGACAUAUCGGCCAAUCCAGCGAGGCUAAAGGAGGAGGGAGACAGGGUUUACGGACAAUAUCCCACGCCGGCCACAGACCAUGUUUAUACAUGACUCAGGUUGAGAUUCCCGUAACACACCAGGACUGGAAUGUGGUUAAUGGACCUGGUCAAUCAUUGUUUUUUCUCUCUGUUUUCUUUUUCUGUCUCUUCCCCUCUGAUUGUCUACCUCUCUAUUUCUCUUCCUCUCUGUCUCUGUUUAUCUCUCUCUUGCUCUCUCUCUCUUUAUUUCUGCUUCCUCUGACUCUUAAUUAUCUCUCUCUCUGUCUCUCUCUCCCUCCUUCUCUUUACAGAGCUCGGCUCCAACCCCCUGAAGAGUGCAGGGAUUGAGGCUGGGGCGUUCGGGUCCCUGAAGAAGGUCUCCUACAUCCGCAUUGCAGACACCAACCUGACAGAGAUCCCCAAAGGUACUGCCCAUCAUAAAUCAUGCUUCCUUCCUUCCAGUCCCUUGAAGGGAUCAUAGGAAAUCUAACACAAGACUAGGUAUAAGCAGGGAUCCAUAACAUAGCUUUCACCUAUCCAGUAAUUUCCGAUCAUUUCACUUUAAGGAUCCAACUAAAGAAUAUGGAAAAUAAAAUGUAAUUUCAAUGAAGGAAGGCUGUAAGUAUUUUGACCACACUGCAACAACAAAAAAAUAUAUUCAACAUACUGUAUAAUUCUAAGGCAACCAGCUGCAAUGGGAUUGUGAGUUUGCUCAACAAACAUUUUGUUGAGCAAACUCACAACAAUAAGUUGGUGUGUGAAUUUCUUUUGAGCAAACUCACAAUUGCAGCUUGAUGCCUUACAAUUGUACGUUGAAUCAACAUCUCUUUUUUUUUUUUUUUACAGUGCAGGGCCUGAAUCUCUAUUUUCAACCAGGACUGGUUUGAAUACUUCACAGCUCAAUAACUCCAGCUAAAACAAAGGAAUUCAAGUAAACAGUGAGGAUCAACUCAAUCGACCCCAGCCAAAAUCAUCAAUCAUCUUGCACUGCAAGAAUGCACAUUUAGAUUCAUGGGCUCCACUGAAAAAUGGUUACAGUGUGGAACAAAAAGGCUUAAAGAGAGGAAAACCCAAACAGCAUAUUAAUUCAAAGGCGUGCAAGACUAAUGUUGUCUGGCCUAUUGUGGGAAUCUGGCAACCAGUUUAGAUGGAAUAGUCCUCAGAGAGAGAUCCUCUAAUCUAAUGCUCUAAUACUAAUAGAAGGGAGGAAGGAUAACUCUGGAUGUUAGAGGCUGCGUCUGAGCUGGCACCCUAUUCCCUAUAGUGCACUACUACCUGGUCAAAAGUAGUGCACUAUAUAGGGAUUAGGGUGCCAUUUCAGAUGCAUUAGAAUUCGUAUGGAUUCAGUCCUACUGGCAUACUGUAUAUAGAAAUGAACCCCUUACCUUCCCCUCACCAUAACUGCUGUGGUUUCCCCGGUUGUUUGUCCUCUCGUCAUUGUCUCUCUCCUGUGGGUUGCCAGGUCUUCCCCCCACCCUCUCCGAGCUCCACCUGGACAGCAACAAGAUCACCAAGGUGCAGGCGGGCAACCUGAAGGGCCUCAAGAACCUGGCUAAGUAAUGAUGUUUCCAUACUUCUACUCAAUGUUUAAAAAACGUUUUAAAAAACAAUUUCAUAAGUGCUCUUGACGAGGACAAAGCAUGCUUACAGUAUUAUUUUUUACUCUUUGUUACGAGUGUGUCAAAAGACCUGAUUAACAUCCUCCUGUAGUGGGAUAUUGGGUCAUCUCUAGACAACAGUGCCAGUGUCAAACAAACCCCUAGUAUGUGUUUCUCUCUCUCUCUCUCUCUCUCUCUCUCUCUCUCUCUCUCUCUCUCUCUCUCUCUCUCUCUCUCUGCCUCUCUCUCUGCCUCUCUCUCUCUCUCUCUCUCUCUCUGCCUCUCUCUCUCUCUCUCUCUCGCUCUCUCUCUCUCUCUCCCUUCGUCUUCACUCAGUAGUCCACUCUGCUCAACUCUGAGUGAGUUCUGCAAUGUGUGCAAUUGGAGUCCACUGCUGUAUUUGUGAAGCCAGGGCUUGAGAAAGAGCUAUACACCAGCACUAGAUCUAAGCCAACCAAACAGACUCACUCAGAGAACCCAACUCCCAACUCCUGGUUCUCUCUCACUCCCUGUGGCUGUGCCUGUCAGAGCUCUCUCUCUCUCUCUCUCUCUCUCUCUCUCUCUCUCUCUCUCUCUCUCUCUCUCUCUCUCUCUCUCUCUCUCUCUCUCUCUCUCUGGCGCUCUCUCUCUCUGGCUCUCUCUCUCUCUGGCUCUCAUUAAAACGUUGAGGACGUUGAUUUAUCAAGGCAUUAUGUGAUGAGAGUUUUAACAAAAUGCAUAUGAAAGUAAUGUUUCUGAAAAUGAAAUAACUGGGUUUAUAAGAUCACCGCUUUGAGGGUAGGAAAAGAUUCCUGCCAAAAUACGGAGACUAAACAACAGAAAAAUACUUUCAUGCAGUACAAGGCAGUUUAUUUUGGAAGAGCUACAGGAUUCACUAAUAAUAUUAUUUUCCAUUUUCUGGAUCGGCAACACGUUCACUAGCGUGUAUUUCAUUUUGUCGACGAAGUUGGGCAGUGGUCCCUUGGUACAAGUAAAGCCUCUUUGUCAUUUGCUAGUAUACAUUCUGCCCAUGGUUUUUAUUGGCUGAAAACCAGUUUGUGUCUUUCCCAUUGGAUGUUUUCUUUCCUUUUUCUCUAAUUUGUUUUUAUACAUUCUGUACCACACAAACUUUGGGACUUGUAGGGACAGCUCAGGGCUUCGUGCCCUCUUCUAUCUCUCCUCUUCUGUACCUCUGUCUCAUUGGCUCUUUUACACACCGUGUCUCUUUCCCAUUAGCUCUGACACAUUCUGUGUCUCUCCCCAUUGGCUGGUUUGUCUCCUAGGCUGGGUCUAAGCUACAAUGAGAUCAGCCAGGUGGAGAACGGUUCUCUGGCCAUGGUUCCUCACCUCAGAGAGCUUCACCUGGACAACAAUGCCCUGACAACCGUGCCCGCAGGUCUGCCUGACCACAAGUACAUCCAGGUGGGUUCCAUCGGACACACAGGUGUCCCAUCACACCUGGGAGAAUGGGUAGAGGCGUCAUGUCCAUGAAUAUUCCACCUCACACAGGGUUUUCUCAGGAGGGCGUAACCAUUACAGACCAAUCUGAUGAUGAUGAUGAUAAUAAAAUAGAAAUAAGUUGAUUAACACAGAAUCCAUUCAACAAAAGGAAUUGUGUUAGCUUUAUACAUUACAUUUCUAUAUAUGCAAUGUUCAUUCCCAUACAUCCAUCCCCCUAACCACCCAUUGUGAUUGAUAUCUUCCCAGGUGAUCUACCUCCACAGCAACAAGAUAGGAGUGGUGGGCACCGAGGACUUCUGCCCACCAGGCUACAAUACCAAGAAGGCCAUGUACUCUGGUAUCAGCCUGUUCUCCAACCCCGUCCCUUACUGGGAGGUGCAGCCCAUCACCUUCCGCUGUGUGUUCGACCGCUCCGCCAUCCAGCUGGGCAACUACAGGAAGAAGUAGAAAAAAAGUACUCCCCCCCAGAGAGAGAGAAAGAGAGUGUGUGUGUGUAAGUGUGUAAGUGUGUGUGUGUGUGUGUAUGUGAACUGCAGCACCCCACCCACCCCACAACACUGAUCGGCAACUUUAUCCCCAUUUUAUACAAAAAUUCACCCAAACCAAGUUAUUUGGAGUCGUUAUCUAAAAACCAUAACGAACAUCCAAUACAGUUUUAACAGUCACGGUACUUAAUGUUUUCAUGAGCAAAGACAGAACAGUUACAAUACUCAGCACCAAACCUUCCUUAGAUGGCUUAGUAAUAACUCAAACCAGCUCUGUAUGCAAACAUUUGAUUUAUAAUAGUCCAUGUACCAUACAUACAUUUCAUAUUCUAAAACAGUAAUCACUGGCAUUAUCCUGUAGCAGGUCUCCCAUACACAAUAAACUGUCAACUCAUUAAAUACUGUUACACUACAUCAUGGUACAGUAGUUAUCUGUCAAAAAGCUCAACUUAAAGGGGCUCUCCACCACUUGUCAACUUCAUGUUCAUUAUCUCCAGCACAAUAUCAUUGUCUACAUAUGUGAAAACGGCACAUUCCUACGUUUUGUAGAAAAAAAUAUAUCAAGUUAAAAAGUUAUACCCAAUGACAUCAUCAAGACAAUAACAUCCCUCUGGCUAGAAACUCGUUGCAGGUUUUGAAAAUCA
This is a messenger RNA of Coregonus sp. 'balchen', 16847 nucleotides long. NCBI's taxonomy places the organism in Eukaryota, Metazoa, Chordata, Actinopteri, Salmoniformes, Salmonidae. The record is from the annotation of a GenBank genome assembly.